Molecule: messenger RNA, 1948 nt
Organism: Propithecus coquereli (Coquerel's sifaka)
Lineage: Eukaryota; Metazoa; Chordata; Mammalia; Primates; Indriidae
Gene: HTR1A
Product: 5-hydroxytryptamine (serotonin) receptor 1A, G protein-coupled
Exons: 2
Coding region: 489-1760 (423 amino acids)
Biological process (GO): regulation of behavior; regulation of vasoconstriction; adenylate cyclase-activating adrenergic receptor signaling pathway
Cellular component (GO): plasma membrane
Molecular function (GO): G protein-coupled serotonin receptor activity
Source: RefSeq, a predicted model, not a curated record
GAAAGAGAAGAGACAGGAGGAGAGGGGAAGAGAGAGGGAGGGAAGGAAACAGGGAGAAGGGGGUCACAGAGUGACCGUGGAGCAUGGGGUUUCUCUAUUCCAGAUAUUUCUGGGAUUGGAGACUGUUUGCUAGUGGGGAGACUCCAGCUCCGGCAGACAGCUGGGCAGCGGCUAAGUAAAAUGGACAGUGAGAGACAGACGUUCCAGCCACCUCUCCACCGCCCAGAGAUCCCCGAGCUGCUUUCAGGCCAACUCCAGUUUCCCAGCUGGUGCCUCCGAGCGCGCUGGACUGCGCGAGCCCAGGAAGCUCCUAAAAUCUGCUCCUCGGAGAUACCUUCGCCAGAGAAGUAAGAACUUCCUGCUUGAGUCCCUGCAUCCCUCCCCCUGAAACUUCCCAGGAGAAGGGGCGGAAGACCCCAAAGGGAGGGGCGAGGGGGAUCCUCGGGCAGCCUUUUCUUCCCUCCCCUACCCUCGCCGGGCGCGCAGGCAUGGAUGUGCUCAGCCCUGGCCAGGGCAACAACACCACCACUUCGUCCCAAGGUCCCCUUGGGACAGGCCGCAAUGCCACUGGCAUCUCCGACGUGACCUUCAGCUAUCAAGUAAUCACCUCUCUGCUGCUGGGGACGCUCAUCUUCUGUGCGGUGCUUGGCAAUGCGUGCGUGGUGGCCGCCAUCGCCCUGGAGCGCUCCCUGCAGAACGUUGCCAACUAUCUCAUUGGCUCAUUGGCGGUCACCGACCUCAUGGUGUCGGUGCUGGUGCUGCCCAUGGCCGCGCUGUACCAGGUGCUCAACAAGUGGACUCUGGGCCAGGUCACCUGCGACCUGUUUAUCGCCCUCGACGUGCUGUGUUGCACCUCGUCCAUCUUGCACCUGUGCGCCAUAGCGCUGGACAGGUACUGGGCCAUCACGGACCCCAUCGACUACGUGAACAAGAGGACGCCCCGGCGCGCCGCUGCGCUCAUCUCGCUCACUUGGCUCAUUGGCUUUCUCAUCUCCAUCCCGCCCAUGCUGGGCUGGCGCACCCCGGAAGACCGCUCGGACCCCGACGCCUGCACUAUUAGCAAGGACCACGGCUACACUAUCUACUCCACUUUCGGCGCUUUCUACAUCCCUCUGCUACUCAUGCUGGUUCUCUACGGGCGCAUAUUCCGAGCUGCGCGCUUCCGCAUCCGAAAGACAGUCAAAAAGGUGAAGACCGGAGGAGCCGACACCCGCCUUGGAGCAUCGCCGGCUCAGCAGCCCAAGAAGAGCGUGAAUGGAGAGCCGGGGACCAGGGACUGGAGGCGGGGCGUGGAGAACAGGGCGGUGGGGGUUCCGUGCGCCAACGGCGCGGUAAGGCAGGGCGACGAUGGCGCCGCCCUGGAGGUGAUCGAAGUGCACCGGGUGGGCAACUCCAAAGAGCACCUGCCAUUGCCCAGCGAGGCUGGUGCUGCCCCCUGCGCCCCCUCCUCCUUCGAGAGGAAAAAUGAGCGCAACGCUGAGGCGAAGCGCAAGAUGGCCUUGGCCCGCGAGAGGAAGACAGUGAAGACGCUGGGCAUCAUCAUGGGUACCUUCAUCCUCUGCUGGCUGCCCUUCUUCAUCGUGGCCCUGGUCUUGCCUUUCUGCGAGAGCAGCUGCCACAUGCCCACCCCGUUGGGCGCCAUUAUCAACUGGCUGGGCUACUCCAACUCUCUGCUCAACCCUGUCAUUUACGCCUACUUCAACAAGGACUUUCAAAACGCAUUUAAGAAGAUUAUUAAGUGUAAGUUCUGCCGCCGAUGAUGAUGGAGGAAUAGCCUGCAGGUGGAGGCUACAGGACCCGCCCGCCCCAUUCACUCUGCCUCCCUCAGCCCUCUGGAAUCAACACCUAGGAUAACUUGCUACUUUUCCUCCGACUUUCUCAGCUGUUCCGCCCGCGGCUUCCAGACCUCCUCCCCACCCCACCCUCUGUGCCAGCGGAUGGCGCUCGG